Mytilus californianus (California mussel) is the source of this 6684-nucleotide messenger RNA. RefSeq lists its product as uncharacterized. The transcript is spliced from 5 exons. The record is from RefSeq and is a predicted model, not a curated record. Lineage: Eukaryota; Metazoa; Mollusca; Bivalvia; Mytilida; Mytilidae. Gene Ontology annotation, molecular function: protein binding.
CAGACAUCAGUCACAAAGUAAAGACUGUAUAGUUUUCUAUUGUAAAAUAGAGACAAUUUGAUAAAAGAUGGCCCCCCUGUCUGAAGAAGAGGAGAACUAUGUCCGAUUAGCCUUGUUAUUAAAAGGAGUUUCACCAAGAGCAGUUCGUAUUUUCUUUGACAGAGAAUUUCCACCUACCAAUCUACUUUCAACACUGAAUAGAAACUCCAACACUCUUUUUGACCUGAAAAAGAAGAGAAUUUUGAACCAGGCUCAGUGGAAUAUUUUGUUUCCAAGAAAUGGAGUUCCUGAUUCCCAAAGUUUUGAUGUAACAUUGAUGAUAUGUUUGAUCAGACAUUUGACAAUGGUUACUCAUCCAAUCAAUGGAUUUGACAGUCUCCCACCUCAAGGUGAGACAACUCCAGGACCUGAUCUAGCCAGGAUCAAAUGGUACAGAAAUAUACUAGCUCACCAUGAUAGUAAUAAAAUAGAGACUGCUUACUUCAAUACAGCAUGGACAAAUAUAUCAGAUGCUGUAAGUAGAUUGGGUGGUCAACCAAUGAAUCAAGAGUGCCAAGAAUUAAAGGUGAAAAUCUUAGAUCAGUCAAAUCAGGAAAUUAUGUUGGAAAUCAAACAAUCACAGGAAGAAAGGAAGGAACUGAGACAAACAAUGGACCACUUGGGGACUGAAAACUCAAAAGUAACAGAGAAUCUAAAUAAGUUAGAAGAUUUCCACUGUACUUUACAGACUGAACACUCAAAACUGACAGAAAAUCUGAGCAUCUUACAAAAUUCCAACAGCACUUUACAGACUAAACACUCAAAAGUGACAGACAAUUUGACCAUUUUAACAGAUUCUAACAGUACUUUACAGACUGAACACUCGAAAGUGAAAGAAAAUCUGAGGAAGUUACAAGAUUCCCAUAAUACUUUACAGACUGAACACACAGAAGUGACAGAACAUUUAAAGGACCCAACACCAUGGAACAACAGAGGACAAAUAAAAGAGGAGUUAGAAGCUUGGAAAGAAGGUGACACAAUGUUUAUAGAUACAAAAGGAGCAAAACGUGUAUUAAAGUGUAUUAAAGAAAAUGGAUGUGUUGUUGUAACCGGAAGUUUCGGUACGGGAAAAUCAUCUUUAGUGCGUCAUGUAGCUCUAGAAAUGCAAAAAGAAGGCUUUGAUUUAUUACCAGUUUCAAACCCGGAAGAAAUUCGCAAUUUGUACAAUCCAAGUAAGAAAACCCUAUUUGUUGUGGAUAAUUUUUGUGGAAAAUAUGCUUUAAAUCCAAUGCAGUUUGAAAACUGGAAAAAUCUGAUGGAAAAAAUCAAAACACUAAUAGAAAAGAAUUCAGUUAAGUUAAUUAUGUCUUGUAGACUACAGGUUUAUAAUGACAACAAAAUGAAAUCUUUAUCCUUUUUUCGUUCCUGUGAAUGUCAUCUUUUGUCUGAAGAUAUAUGUUUAUCAAAACCAGAAAAGCAAUCUAUUGCUGAACUUUACAUGAAAACAAACGCUUCUAAGAUCAAUGAAUUUGAUGACAUGUUUGACUGUUUUCCUCUUUUAUGUCAAUUCUACAACAAAAACACAAAAUUAAGUAUUAUCAAUUUCUUUAACAAUCCAUAUACAGUUUACAAAGAAGAGAUAGAUAAAUUACAGACAGUGGGGGCGCAUGUCAAAUACUGUGCUCUGGCUCUAUGUGUCAUGUUUAACAAUAGUGUGAAAGAAGAAUGGCUUACAGGAAAUAUAGACAAAGAUAUCAAAACAAAUAUAAAAAACACAUAUGAAGCUUGUAAAGUUGUGAAAGGAACGUCACGAUUGGUUGUUCGUGAUGAGCUGGAUUCACUGACUGAUACAUUUAUCAGAAAGGAUGAUACAGUGUACAGAACUAUUCAUGACAAACUGUUUGACUUUCUGGCUUUCUACUUUGGCAAUGCAAUGAUUUAUUGUUUAAUUAUAAAUGCUUCAAGUGAUUUGAUAAGUGAAAGGUUUUUAUUUGAAAAGAAAAGCAAUAAUAAUAACUUUAUAGUUGUUGUACCAGAAAGAUAUCAGCAAAUGUAUAUACAGAGAAUGGUAGAUGACUGGUCGAGAGAAAAUGUAGUCGAUGUCUACUGUAACAUCAAUAUGAACAAUCAAAUCUUCAGACAAAGAUUCCUAGUUUAUAUAAAAAGUUUAGAUGUAUCACAACAGAAACAAUUGGCAAGUCUAUAUGACACAAAUAACAAUAGCACUCCUUUGAUACAGAGUUGUUUUAUAGGCGAUGUUGAUCUAGUUACAUGGUGUUUACAUCAUUGUAUCAGCAAUGUAAACCAUUGUCAAAAUGGUCAUACUGAAAUAGUUCAGAUGUUAAUGAACAAUAAGGCAAACCUUCAAAAGUGUAUAGGUACUGGGGAAUCACCUCUAUACAUUGCUUGUCAGAAAGGACAUACUAAAGUAGUACAAAUGUUAAUAAACAAAAAGGCAGACAUAAACAAUUGCAUAUAUACUGGAGAAUCACCUCUGUUCAUUGCUUGUCAUCAGGGACACACGGAAGUAGUUCAAAUAUUAAUAAAAUAUAAGGCAGACAUUAAUUAUGAACAAACUGAAAUAGUGCAUAUGUUAAUAAACAAUAAGGCAGAUAUUGAUAAGUGUAAUGAUAAAGAAAUAUCACCUCUGUGCAUUGCUUGUCAUGAGGGACAUACUGAAGUAGUUCAAAUGUUAAUAAGCAAUAAGGCAAACAUUGAAAAGUGUAUAGGUACUGGGGAAUCACCUCUGUUCGUUGCUUGUCAGAAAGGACAUACUGAAGUAGUUCGGAUUUUAAUAAACAAUAAUGCAGACAUAAAUAAUUGUAUAGAUACUGGAGAAUCACCUUUGCUCAUUGCUUGUCAGGUAGGGCAUACUAAAGCUGUUCAGAUAUUAAUAAACAACAAGGCAGACAUUAAUAAGUGUAAAGAUACUGGAGAAUCACCACUGUUCGUUGCUUGCGGGAUUGGAAAUACUGAAGUUGUUCAGAUGUUAAUAAACAAUAAAGCAGACAUUAAUAAGUGUAAUGAUAAAAAAAUAUCACCUGUGAGCAUUGCUUGUCAACAAGGACAUACUGAAGUAGUUCAGAUGUUGAUAGAAUUUAAGGCUUUCAUAAAUAAGUGUAGAGAUACUGGAGCAUCACCUCUGUUCAUUGCUUGUCAGAAUGGAUAUUUUGAAAUUGUUCAGAUGUUGAUAGACAAUAACGCAGAUAGUAAUAUAUGUUAUGACGGAGAAGUAUCACCUCUGUUCAUUGCUUGUCAGGAAGGACAAACUAAAAUAGUUCAGAUAUUAAUUAACAAUAAGGCAGACAUUAAUAAAUGUACAGAUACAGGAGAAUCACAUCUGUACAUUGCAUGUCACCAAGGACACACUGAAGUAGUUCAGAUGUUAAUGAAUAAUAAGGCAGACAUGAAUAAGUGUAAUGAUAUUGGAGAAUCCCCGCUGUUCAUUGCUUGUAAAUACGGAUACAGUGAAGUUGUUCAAAUGUUAACACACAGUUAUGCAAACAUAACUAAGUGUAACGAUAAAGGGAUAUCACCUCUGUUCAUUGCUUGUCAUGAAGGACAUACUGAAGUAGUUCAAAUGUUAAUAAAUAAUAAGGCAGACAUUAAUGAGUGUAGAGAUACUGGAGAAUCACCUCUGUACAUUGCCUGCCACAAUGGAUAUAAUGAAGUAGUCCAGCUUUUAAUAAACAGUAAGGCAGACAUUAAUAAGUGUAACGGUAAGGAGAUGUCACCACUGUACGUUGCUUGUGAUCAAGGAUAUACUGAAAUUGUUCAGAUGUUAAUAAACGAUAAGGCAGACAUUAAUAAGUUAACAGAUACUGGAGAAUCACCUCUGUACAUUGCAUGUCAGAAUAGAUACACUGAAAUUGUUCAGAUGUUAAUAAACAAUAAUGCAGACAUAAAUAAGUGUACAUAUACUGGCGCAUCACCUCUGUUCAAUGCGUGUGACCAAGGACAUACUGAAAUACUGUAGAUGUUAAUAAACAAUAACACUGACAUGAAUAAGUGUAGUGAUAGUGGAGAAUCACCUUUGUUCAUUGCUUGUCAGAAAGGUCAUACUGAAGUAGUUCAGAUGUUAAUAAACAAUAAGGCAGACAUUAAUAAAUGUAGAGAUACUGGAGUAUCACCUUUGUUCGUUGCUUGUCAAAGUGGAUACACUGAAGUUGUUCAGAUGCUAAUAAACAAUAAGGCAAACAUUAAUGAGAGUACAGAUACUGGAGAAUCACCUUUGUUCAUUGCUUGUGGAUAUGGACAAACUGAAGUUGUUCAUAUGUUAAUUAACAGUAAGGCAGACGUUAAUAAGUGUAAUGAGAAAGAGAUGUCUCCUCUGUUCGUUGCUUGUCAUGAAGGACAUACUGCAGUAGUUCAUAUGUUAAUAAGCAAUAAGGCAGACAUUAAUAAGUGUAGAGAUACUGGAUCAUCACCUCUGUUUAUUGCUUGUCAGAAUGGAUUUACUAAAGUAGUUCAGGUGUUAAUAAACCAUAAGGCAGAUUUAAACAGUAAAUGUAAGGGUCUGACACCACUAGAUGUUGCUAGCAUAGAAAAUCAUACCAAUAUUGUGCAUUUAUUACAGAGACAGAAUAAAUAUACAAUUAUAUACAGACGAAAAUAGACAAACAAGAUAAAUCAAUAACACUUAUAUGCUAAAUAGUAUUCUGAUUUAUUAUAAAGGACCAACACAACUAAAUAUUAGUAGAAAAGAAAAUCACACCAAUAUUGUAUAUUUAUCACAGAGGCAAAACAAAUAAACAAUGUGACUAUCAUGUUUUACAGUAUUAUAAAUCAAAGACUAUUCAAAUGAUCAACCAGUAUGACAAGAAAUAGUACAAAAAAAGAUAACUAUAUAAAUAACUUUCAAAGUACUUUUAUUUCAUAAUGUCAAAACUAUGCAAUAAUAUCUACUUGGUCAUGUUGUUACAUCGAUAGUGUUGAUUUUCUUUUCAAUAAUGGUUGUACUGAAUUUUGAUAAAAAAUUAUGUUAAUCAGCUAAAUCUAACCUUGUUAAGUUUUUAUGUUAUUAGAUACCAUAAGAUGUAUUAUUUAUAGUUGAACAGUAUAUACAUUUGUAGAGAAUGAUUGUAGGACAUACAAGUCUGUGUGUCUCAUGAAAGGACUCAUUUGACGGUGAAAUGUUUUAGUUCACCUGGACCCAAAUGAAACUACAAAACCAAUGUUUAACCACCAUGAAUUAUCCUUUGGUAUCAUGUAUAAAAUUUUGUUUUUUGUUCCUGCAAAAUUGUGCGAACCAUCCACCAUGAAAAAAGAACAUAAGGGAAUGCAAGCGAUUGUCUUAAUAUAUAUGUAUAUUCAUAAAAGAUUAAACUAUACAUCAGUGAAAAUAAUCAGAAUAUCAAAAAUUACACGUUAAGGGAGCCACCAUUUACUUCAAAAAGGGGGGGGGGGGGGUGUGGUAAUGGUUUUUUGUCCGAGUCAAACAUUUUUUUUAGUUUUUCGACGCUAUCAAUCAGAUUAUUUUUUUUAGAUUUAACACUAUAAGGUAUUGGGAAAAUCUGGAUUCAGAAUAUUUUAUUUUGUCAUCUGUUUGACCACAAUAUUUUUUUUCAUCAAAUUGGGGAUCAGAAUAUUUAUUUUGAGGAAAAAACCAUCACCCCCACCCCCUUAAGUUAAAUGGUCGUUUCCUAAAGGAGUUAUUGUUUAUAAAGAAUUCAUUUUUGUAACCUAUAUGUUUUGCUUCCUACUAUCUUGAAAACUAUAAAACAUGAAAAGAUGAGCAGAAACGGUAAACAGCAAAAAAUAUUAGCCAUAGCCAUACAUGAAGUACAAAACUUUCAAAAUGACCAAAUUGAUACCAAUCAAAAUAUUUCUUUUGAUCGUUAUGUCCCCUAAACGGCCAUUUUGACUAGUUUACAAUAUUUGAACGUCGGUAAACUACUUUCGCCUUAAUUUGUCAUUUUGUAUAUUAUAAUGAAAGCUAUAAAUGUUAUGAAAAAUGGAAAGAAAAUGUAAAUCAGCAAAAAAGUUUUAGCAUUACAAGAUUGAAAGGUGCAAUUCUAAUGCAAUGCAUUUGUAACGACGAUUUUUAUUGGUACGCAUGUUUUGAGGAGGUAAAUUUUGCGAUCUACCGGUCUGUAACUAAGAUUAGCCAACAUUUUGAUUGCAGAUUUUUUAAAGCCCCCGCGACAAAAUAUCAAGGGGCAUAUUAAUUUACCCUGUCCGUCCGUCUGUUCGUCCGUUAGAAUAUAAAUACAUGGUUUGUCUGACUAUCUCCUCCUACAGUUUUUAAGCUCAAGUUUUAAUGUAGGAUGUUUCUACACAUGAUAGAGAUGUCCACAAUAUUGUGAUUUCUUUCAAAUACUCAAAUAGAAGUCGGAAAAGGGGGGAUAGGGGUGUUAAAUAAAGGCAACAGUAGUAUACCGGUGUUCAAAAGUCAUAAAUCGAUUGAGAGAAAACAAAUCCGGGUUACAAACCAAAACCGAGGGAAACACAUCAACUAUAAGAGGAAAACAAAGGAACAACAGGAACACCGAAGUGCAACAAAAACAAACGCCAACACACAUAGAAACGAACUAUCUGAUAACAACUGCCAUAUUCUUGACUUGGUACAGGCCAUUUUAAGAAAAAAUGGUGGGUUGAACCUGGUUUCAUGGCAUGUUAGAUAUUCACAAAAAGUUGAAUUUGGUGACUACUAAAACUGGAAAGUUGAAACCUUUGCGUUGGACAUUCAGUCCAGCAAAUGUAGAC